Molecule: messenger RNA, 1221 nt
Organism: Elephantulus edwardii (Cape elephant shrew)
Lineage: Eukaryota; Metazoa; Chordata; Mammalia; Macroscelidea; Macroscelididae
Gene: C1QL1
Product: complement component 1, q subcomponent-like 1
Exons: 8
Coding region: 1-1221 (406 amino acids)
Molecular function (GO): protein binding
Source: RefSeq, a predicted model, not a curated record
AUGACUAUUACCACCUUCAUCAUCAUUACUGGUGUCACUAUCAUCAUCACCACCACCUUCACUCUCAUCACCAACAUAGCUACCAUCACUCUCAGUGUCAUUACCCCCAUCACCAAAACCACCUCCUCUCAGGAACUCUGCAGCCUCUGCCUCAGGAAACCCCUGGCACAGGUGUACCUGAUGAUCGGAGACGGAAGGACAGGUAGCUCGGUGGCCCCAUCACGAAAGUCCCUUCUGCAGUCUCUGAGGGGUGCGAAGCGGGGAGAAUCCGGCUGGGCUGACAGAGACGCCACACCGCGCCCGGGGAGCGGGUUGGCGGGCGGGGGCGGGGCGCUGGCCGCCGUGCGUGCGCCUUCCGACGCGGGCCGAGCGCGAGGGUGGCUGCGCGCGCCUCGCCUGCGCCCCUGCGCUCGGCGCUGUUCCCCGCGCGUCCUGGGAGGACUGCGGGGCGCCGCCGAGUACCAGCCUCACCGCACAGGAGUGGCCGUGUGCGAAGUAGUCCCUCGCGCCUGCUUUGCUAACUUCUGGGGUUUCCACGUGAGGUCUCCCUCUCUUUCCUUGGGCUCUGAGGCUCGCUCUCGAAGCCACGCCCCGUCCCGCCUUCCCGGGGAGGGCGCGCCCCCGCCCUCCACGCUGGUGCAGGGCCCCCAGGGGAAGCCGGGCCGCACCGGCAAGCCGGGCCCCCCUGGACCUCCAGGGGACCCGGGUCCUCCGGGCCCAGUGGGGCCCCCAGGGGAGAAGGGUGAGACCGGCAAGCCAGGGCCCCCCGGGCUGCCAGGCGCGGGAGGCAGCGGUGCCAUCAGCACGGCCACCUACACCACGGUGCCGCGCGUGGCUUUCUACGCCGGCCUCAAGAACCCCCACGAGGGUUACGAGGUGCUUAAGUUCGACGACGUGGUCACCAACCUAGGCAACAAUUACGACGCGGCCAGCGGCAAGUUUACGUGCAACAUUCCUGGCACCUACUUUUUCACCUACCAUGUCCUCAUGCGCGGCGGCGACGGCACCAGUAUGUGGGCGGACCUCUGCAAGAACGGCCAGGUGCGGGCCAGUGCCAUUGCCCAGGAUGCUGACCAGAACUACGAUUACGCCAGCAACAGCGUGAUCCUGCACCUGGACGCAGGUGACGAGGUCUUCAUCAAGCUCGACGGAGGCAAAGCCCAUGGUGGCAACAGCAACAAAUACAGCACGUUCUCUGGCUUCAUCAUCUACUCCGACUGA